AACUAGUGCUCACCGGAAUGAAACCCAAUACCUUUGGACACGCCUCGAGGUGAUAAUCUUUUAGGAAGCGUCUGUAACCAGAUUUUACCUUACAAGGCAAAAAAUGAAAAGUGUUGAGACGCAAUCGAACCCUCUUCCAGCUCUUUUACCUUCCCUGCUAACCGAGUGGCUCGUCCCUUAUGCUCAGACCAUCGCACACGAUUGCUUCGCGCUUUUUGCCUUUAAAGGCAAAAACGUGCGCCGCAGAAAAGCAAUCGUACUCGAUGUCCAUAGCACGCCUGGUGCUUUAAAAGAAACGCGCAGGAUGUGUGAAUUUGCUACAACGCAAUCGCUAUUCAUUCACCUCAGGGGUUUAAUUUCAUCCCGCAGAUCAUUUACAACAACCGCUUCUCUCCUCCCAAACAUUAUCACAAGAUGCCUGCUGCAGGACGCAAUAUGACACCUGUUGACUGCCAUGUCUGCCACAAGACCAUAAGCCGCAAGGCCGAUCUUCCUAGACACAUGCGUACGCACGAUGAACACAAGGAGGCUCUUAUGCACGCAUGUCCAUUCCCUGAUUGCAAUUACAAGACCCUCCAAAAGUCCAAUUUGCAGACGCACAUCAGGACCCACACCCGUGAACGCUCGAAGACGUGCCCCCACCCUGGGUGUGCAUUUGCCACUACCGAUCCAGCAAGCUUGACGCGUCACCGCAAGCACCUACAUAGCUACGAGCCCAAGGCGCGUCGCAAUCUCGGGGGCAAAGUUGCUCGACGGUCCGCCGCCGCACCUUACCCAUCCACUCGGUUUAUGAAGCCCGAGGAAGAUAUUCCUGCAUCGCUGGAUCUGAAUGACCUCACAUUUCCUGAGCUCGCAGGCCUCAUUCCCUGCGAUGCGCUCUCACCCGCUGAGUCCGGCGACUCCGGUAUCCCCCAGUUUUCGGGCGAGCUCACCGAACUCUCCUGGGAGCGACACUUCCCCGAUUUCCCUGCCGAGAGCUUCACCUCCAUUCACGAACAGCCCUCUCAACUCGCCAUCGCCACCUUUAACUACUUGCAGCCAUCAACUGUCCCUGUCGAUCUCUCCACUUCCCACAUGCCGCAGUUCGACCCGAAGCUGUCUCGCGAUGUCAACUCUCAGCAGUCCAUUCCUACCUCUGAUGUGGACUUUCAGUACCAGCCUGUCUCCGAGAACGAUCUGAACUCCCUACCAGCUGAACUAGAGGAGUUUUUACAGACAUAUGGGUCGGGGUACUUUGAAGGCCGCUGUGAGUACCCGGACAGUGCAACAUAUUCCAUGUCCCAGCCCACGUUUACGGACGAAUAUAAGGUCUAUUGAAAUCUUGACUAUCACAUUUCACCUUGUUGCCAUUACCUAUACAUUAUCAUCAUCGACAUCAGCAUUACUAUUGCAUUUGGAACUUGGCAUUAUCAUUAUUGUUCAUUUAUAUCAUACCACUUUUAUCAUUUGUGUCCUCACGCAAACCUCACGUGAUGUGACCACACUGUGACAGAGGCGAGUCCAGAU
Molecule: messenger RNA, 1506 nt
Organism: Suillus discolor
Lineage: Eukaryota; Fungi; Basidiomycota; Agaricomycetes; Boletales; Suillaceae
Exons: 4
Coding region: 415-1317 (300 amino acids)
Cellular component (GO): nucleus
Source: RefSeq, a predicted model, not a curated record